This is a messenger RNA of Condylostylus longicornis, 2019 nucleotides long. RefSeq lists its product as uncharacterized. Lineage: Eukaryota; Metazoa; Arthropoda; Insecta; Diptera; Dolichopodidae. Gene Ontology annotation, molecular function: RNA binding; ATP binding; RNA helicase activity. The record is from RefSeq and is a predicted model, not a curated record. The transcript has 6 exons. The annotation marks the transcript as partial.
AUGUCAAAUCCAAUGCAAUCUUCGAUACCUGUAAAUCCUGUUCGCGGCCAUUUUGAUCAACCCGCUUACAACUCUCAGUUUCAACGUGGACGUCAGCAAGAACGUCGACCACGUGGAUUUGACGUUGAUCGACAACAUCAACGGUCUUCUGAUUACCAAGUGGGGAUUCAUCGAAUGUUGCCGAAGACUCCGAAUGUCCAUCAUCACUCAAAUAAUAAUUACACGGAUUCGUCGCGUAACUUUCCUUCUUUCCCACAUUCCCAACCGGUUUCCCGCUAUGACCAUUUUGGGAAUCGCCAAUUUCCAAUGAACGGACAGUUUGAGUCCCAAAGAUUCGAGCAGUCCCACGCGGAUCGUUCGUCCUUCAAUAAUUAUUCGAUGAAAUUUCGACCUUAUAAUAAAGACCAAUUGAGUGCGGGAAUGCAUCUUGAACCAGUUCUAUGGGAGAAUGAACAUCUGGAAGAAGCAAAUUAUUGUGGAUAUACGGAACAUCCCGAUGUAGCGAAAUUAUCUGAUGAAGAUGUUAAACAAAUGUAUCGUGAUAUGGAGAUCACCGUCCAAGCCCAUGGAAAGCCUGUCCCAAAUCCAAUCCAGAGCUUCGAUCACGCUCCAUUUCCAGAUUGGAUGAUUGGUGAAUUGUACCGCCUGUAUUCAUCACCGACUCCAAUUCAAUGUUGUGGAUGGCCAAGUGCGUUGUCAAGCCGUGAUAUGAUUGGGAUUGCCCAAACCGGCUCGGGAAAAACCCUUGCUUACUUGCUUCCAGGAAUUAUUCAUAUUGAAAAACAGCCGCCGCUGCGAAGUUUUGAUGGUCCUUUGGUCCUUGUGUUGGCGCCAACGAGAGAAUUGGCCAUGCAAAUUGAAAAAGAGGCAUUCCGGUUCGCGGCAGUUGACCCAAAUCGUCUUCGAGUCGUUUGCGUUUAUGGCGGGGUGCAGCGAGGACCCCAAGCGAUGGCUCUCCAAAAUGGCGUUCAUAUUUGCAUCGCAACACCAGGAAGGUUGCUUGACUUCCUCGAAACGAAAACCACAAAUCUAAAACGCGUGACUUACUUGGUACUCGAUGAGGCUGAUCGGAUGCUUGAUAUGGGAUUCGAGCCUCAAAUCAGGAAAAUUGUUUCACAAAUUCGACCUGAUCGUCAGACUCUGAUGUGGUCAGCCACGUGGCCAAAGGAAAUCCAAAACUUGGCGCGUGAUUUCUGUCGCUACGAUCCAGUUCGCGUAACUGUUGGUUCUCAUGAUCUCCAAGCAAACACAUGUAUUCGUCAAAUCGUCGAAGUUUGUCCCGAUAAUGCGCGAUUUCCGAGAUUGCUCCAACACCUGAGCAGCAUUCCAGGCGAAGUGACAUCCGGACCAUCGAAUAAAAAGAUCUUGAUUUUCUGCGAAACGAAGCGUGGUUGUGACAUUCUUCGGGACAGUCUUCAGAGAAAUCGAUUACCUGGCGUCAAAAUUGCAUCCAUCCACGGGGAUAAGGAACAACGAGAACGUGAUCGGAUUCUUGGAGAUUUUAAGAGCGGACGAGUAAACACACUAAUCGCAACAGAUGUUGCAUCGCGUGGAUUAGAUAUCAAAAAUAUCGAUCUCGUUAUCAAUUUUGAUGUCCCAAAGACCAUUGAAGAUUAUAUUCACCGUAUUGGACGAACUGGAAGAGCUGGGGCUCAAGGGACUGCGAUAACGCUCUUCAACGAUGGGAUCAACGACGCAGAGAAGUUCAGAAUGGCGAAGGAGAUUUCGUCAGUCAUCGCUGAUGUUGGCCAAACGCCGCCCGACGAUCUUCUUGGCUUGGCGCGAAUGGCAUCACCUGGGAAUCAAUCACGCGGAUUUUAUGGAGGAAACAGAGGUGGCCGGGGGGGAAGGUUCAAUGGUGGGGGUUUCAAGAAUUUUGGAAACGGAAGGGGGGGAAGAUCACCCCGUGGUCGUGGAGGAUUUCGACAAUCCCCUCAGGCUGAGGGUCCAAACAACAACUCUCAUCAUCCCAAAUAUAAUUCGGAGCAACCUCGAUUUGAUGGAGGAUUGAAGUAUAGA